Molecule: messenger RNA, 2453 nt
Organism: Neltuma alba
Lineage: Eukaryota; Viridiplantae; Streptophyta; Magnoliopsida; Fabales; Fabaceae
Product: pentatricopeptide repeat-containing protein At2g04860
Exons: 2
Coding region: 267-2453 (728 amino acids)
Biological process (GO): RNA modification
Molecular function (GO): RNA binding; protein binding
Source: RefSeq, a predicted model, not a curated record
CGCGUUUCUGUUUCAUAAUGGAAUCUGCACACUCAUCAUCUUUAUGUGCGUCCGCUUAUCGAUGCUUCGCCUGAAGGCUGAAGUUUACAAGACAAGAUUUUGGGGUGACUAAUGACUAACUGAUGUUGAACCGUCGUCCGCUAUGGAGAAACGGGUAGGCGCCUGUUUAUUGCUAUUUCGUCAUUUUGUCCGUUCAUUAUCGCUUCUACAUACACGUUAGAGUGUUUGGCUGCUCCCAUGAUCCAUCCCCGUGAGGCCCUGGUAUUAUGAACGCAUGCACGGUCUGGAGCUCCAAAACUCGCGGCAUCUCAUUCUUUCACUCUCUGCUUACCUCUUAUAAUGGAAGCCAAAGUGAGAAGUGGCCGCUGGUUAUCUUCCGGCAGCUUCUAGAGGCUAAUGCGAAUCCCAAUGAUCUCACUUUUUCGUUACUUAUAAAAGCGUUUGCUUCAUCGUUCUCUUCUGAUACUUAUACCUCUGCGGUUACGGAAUUUGAAGUUAGCCAAGUUCAAACUCAAUUAGUGAGGCGAGGCAUCAACCGUUUGGUUUAUGUAAAUACUGCUCUUCUGGAUUUCUAUAUGAAACUGGGGCUUGUAACUCAUGCUCGCCAGUUGUUUGAAGAUAUGCCUUGUAGAGAUGUUGUUUCGUGGAACGCAUUGAUUUGUGGAUAUUCACGGAACGAACAUGGUUAUCGUGCAGUGAGUUUCUUUGUACAAAUGCUUAGAGAAGGUUUCCGACCUGACCAUGCGACAAUUGUUGGUUUGGCACCUGCUUGUGGUCGCUGUGAACUAAUUCUUCAAGGAAGAUCACUUCAUGGGUUUGGAAUUAAAGCUGGCCUUGGUUUUGAUUGUCAAUUGAAGAAUGCCCUUUCCUCAAUGUAUGCUAAAUGCGAGAAUUUGGAAGCAUCAGAACUUUUAUUUGAAGAAAUGUCUGAGAGAAGUCUUGUGUCUUGGAACUCUAUGAUUGGUGCCUAUGGCCAAAAUGGAUUCUCGGAAAAGGCGAUGAUUUGCUUCAAAGAGAUGCUAAGUGAGGGUGUGCAACCCGGUCCAGUGACAAUGAUGAACCUUCUGUCAGCGAAUGCUGCUCCAGAGUCUAUUCAUUGUUACAUCAUUAAAUGUGGAAUGACCAAUCAUGCUUCUGUCAUUACUUCGCUAGUUUGCUUAUAUGCAGGGCAAGGGCUCACGCAUAUGGCAGAACUUCUUUACAAACAUUUGCCAACGAACAGCCUGAUUUCCUUAACUGCAAUCAUGUCUAGCUAUGCUGAGAUAGGUGAUAUAAAUUCAGUAGUUGGGUAUUUUAUCCAAACUCAGCAAUUGGACAUGAAACUGGAUGCAGUUGCAUUGCUUAGUGUCCUUCAUGGCAUUAUAGAUCCGCCCCAUUUCGCUGUUGGACGUGCUUUCCAUGCUUAUGGAUUAAAGACUGGGCUGACUACCGAUGGUUUAGUCACUAAUGGGCUAAUAAGCCUGUAUUCAAAAUUUGAUGAGAUAGAAGCUGUUUACUGUUUGUUUCUUGAGAUGAGCUAUAAAUCUUUGAUCACUUGGAAUUCUGUGAUAUCUGGCUGUGUGCAUGCUGGAAAAUCAAGUGAUGCCAUGGACUUCUUCUGUCAAAUGAAGAAGUCUGGACAAAAACCUGAUGCCAUAACUAUUUCUAGUUUACUAUGCGGGUGUAGCCAGCUUGGGUACCUGAGAACUGGGGAGACGCUGCAUAACCAUGUCAUAAGGAACAAUGCGGAAAUGGAAGAUUUCACAGGAACUGCUCUAAUAGACAUGUAUACCAAGUGUGGAAGGUUGGAUUAUGCUGAAAAGGUGUUCAAUAGCAUCGUUGAUCCAUGUUUGGCAACAUGGAACUCAAUUAUCUCAGGUUAUAGUUUAUACGGAGUUGAAUAUAAAGCCUUCACCGCUUAUGAUGAGCUGCAAAAACAAGGGCUAAAACCUGAUAAAAUAACCUUUUUGGGAGUUUUAGCAGCAUGCGCCCAUGGGGGACUUGUCUGUGAAGGAACAGAGUACUUUCGGGCCAUGAUAGAAGAGCAUGGCUUGAUGCCAGAUUUGCAACAUUAUGCUUGCGUGGUUGGUCUAUUAAGUCGACCGGGAUUGUUUCACGAAGCAAUGGAAUUUAUUAACAAUAUGAAGAUCCAACCUGACUCUGCUGUGUGGAUAUCAUUGUUAAGUGCUUGUAGUAUCCACCAAGAAAUCAAACUUGGGGAAUGCUUGGCGAAUAAAUUGUUUUUCAUGGAUCAAAGAAAUGGUGGGUUUUACGUGUUAAUGUCAAAUCUUUAUGCAACUGUAGGAAGGUGGGAUGACGUGGCAAGGGUGAGGGAUAUGAUGAGAGACAGUGGAGGAGGCGGAUGCUCUGGAGUGAGUGUUAUCGAAGUAACAUCCAUUGAGGACUUGAACAACAACCUGGGAAUGAAUGAAGUCUAUUUGAAUACAAAUACUCUGCAGCCCUUUUGUCUAUAA